AUGGAGAAGGUGAAGAUGCCGAGCUGUAAGUACAAUGGAACCACAACACCCCAAAGCCACAUAUCAGCUUUCGAGAAUCAUAUGGUACUCUACAUCAUGACAGACUCAGUCUGGUGUAAGGCUUUCCCACCAACUCUGGAGGGGCUGGUAGCGGAAUGGUACGGCGCCAUCCCCAAAUGUUCUGUGUACUCGUACAACCAGCUGAAGAGAAUGUUCUUGGAGCAUUUCAUAACCUUGGUGGACAGAACCAAGAUGACAACCGAGCUAAUGUCCCUGGUUCAGGGAAAGGAUGAGCCCCUAAGGGAGUUCAUCACCAGAUUCAACAAGAAGGCAACAACCAUCCCAAAUAUGAGCCAGGAGGUAGCGCUGUUAGCAAUGCAGAGUGGCCUACUACCAGGGUCACCAUUCAGAGCAUACAUGGGGCGUAAGAGCCUCAAAACUCUCGCUGAAGCGCUGGGUAAAGGGCAUGAGUUCAUCAAAGCAGACGAGAUUGACAGAGUAAUGCUGGGUAGGAAAGCAACAGGUGACUCAGUUAAGCGGGCAGAGGUCACCCGGGCAGAGAACACACCCAGGGUGGACCAGCCAAGCAGGGCUGAGCAAAACCGCAGAGAAGCGGACAGGGUAGUGGGACUGAGAUGGUCCGAUCCAAGGAGAGGGCCAAGGCCUGGGAAGUUUGAUCAGUAUACCCUACUAACUCAUUCCAGAUCUCACAUAUUCAGCGUAAAUAAAGCUGAUGAUAAGUGGCAGAGGCCUCCAAGGAUGGUAAACAGGAGUCGUGAUACCAGUAAGUGGUGUGACUUUCACAGGGACUAUGGCCAUACCACUGAGGAAUGCACGCACUUGAAGGACAACAUAGAGGACUUAGUCAGGAGAGGAUACUUGAGUCAAUUUAAGCAGCGUGAUGACCCUCCCAGAAGAAUGGAGGAGGAUAGAGCGGGCCGAGCUGACCGCAGAGGAGGUCAUAAGGGCCUAGCUGGAGACAAGGAUAGAGAUGGCAAGCCAGAGGGUAGGGUGUACGUGAUCAGCAGGAGUCCAGUACAUGGGGGGGGGGACAGUUAA
Molecule: messenger RNA, 1059 nt
Organism: Chenopodium quinoa (quinoa)
Lineage: Eukaryota; Viridiplantae; Streptophyta; Magnoliopsida; Caryophyllales; Amaranthaceae
Exons: 1
Coding region: 1-1059 (352 amino acids)
Source: RefSeq, a predicted model, not a curated record